AUGGGGCCACACGUUGUCUUUGGUUUUAAGGAAACGUAUGGAAGGCCAACUGCAAGGAUGGCGUCAUGCCUAGUGGUCUCCACAGAAGAAGUGCAGCUGCUUGCAUCGACCGCUCCGGGUCCAAACGCCUAUCUGCACGGCGCAUUGGCGGGUGCGGCACAGCAAGGAAACGACGACUUCUUCUUCGAUUAUGCGUACGCCUUUCGCCUCAAGCUCGGGAGCGCCUUCACCAAGGACGGCUUUGGGGUGCCGUGCCAAGGCAGUGUCUGCAAAGGCAACGUGCCCCUGUACACCCGAGGAGCCGAGCCGUUCAUCUGGGAGCGGAAACGGAACCGUGGAGGUGCGAUCAUCUGCCCAGGCGGCGGCGGACACCUCCUCUGUCUCCGAUGUUUGGACGCCGCAUACGCCGAGGGCCGCCCCUUUGUCUCAACGGUCACUGGAGAGGCAAUAGACCGAAGUGACCUCUUCAAGAAGUACGAGGCCUCUCCCGACUCAGGAGAGUUGAGAGAGCCGAAGUUAGGGCAGCCCGCGGCGGAGGGGGGGCGCCAGUUUUUUGUUCAAAGGCGGGAUUUGGAGGCGUGCCCGUGCUGCAAGAAGGCAAAGGUCGCCAGACGGGGAAUAAAGAGGGCGCUCGAGUCCGGUCCCACUCCGAAGGAAUGCGGGACGGCUGCAGUAUUGGAGGAGUUGAAACGGUGCACAAUCCCUCCGACCGUCAUUGGCGCGGGGCUGUUUCUCGUUCCGCAUCUGGGGGGCGACGGGCGGGUUCUCGAGUUCUCUUUGUCAGAGACCGGGGGGAAGCCGGUCAAUCUGCCUCGGCUCGUCAAGGUGGAUCAUGCGGGCAACUUCCGCUGCAUGUGCGGCCAGAAAGCAUGCAGAGACCAUGAAGUGGGCCUUUUGAGAGACACCGCAGCUAUGGAGGGCUGGUGGGGAUCCGUCACAGGGGGGGCGCGACCAGACUUUGGCCCGUUUGACGAGAGCUCAAGCUUUGUACGAAAGGUCAUGAGCAAUCCAGACCGGGUCCUCCCCAUCGAGCUGGACGGCCGUCUGGGAGCUCCAAUCAGUGGGCUCAACGCGGCCGCAUGGUCGGGGCCAAGACUCCGUCUGUUUGUGGUUGGCACUGGGGCGGGAGUCGACAAACUCCCAGCAGUUUGCGUGCUCACAGGGAGGAAUGCCUUUUGCAGCAGAUGUCCGGAUCAGGAGGGGUGCUCGCACGUGGAGAGAGGUUUUGCAGGGACGAAGCAGUCACGCACGGCAGUAAGCUUCCGACCUGAAGACGGACGGGUGCUUCAGGUUGCAACACGCACAACACCCGUUUUGGAGAAACGGGCGGAAAGGGAGGAGCUUCGAGCGUCAGGGCAGGGAAAGCUCUGGGUCUGCAACGAUCGGCUUUGCCGGCGGCCGGACUCGAAAGUUGCGUGCACCCACCGGGACUCACGAGAGCUGUGGGAGUGUCUCCCUGCGGCGGCCCUCGAUAUGGGCCACAGCCAUCGGAAGAUCGACACGGUCAUGAGCCGGGGUGGAGCGAGUGUUGCGAGCCUUUGCGAACGGUGGGGCGAAGAGGGGGUGCGGCGGCGUGAUAAAGCAAAGCACUUUUGCGCCCCGCGACCCGUCGAGGUGCUGUCGCCGUGCGGCCGACCAUGGCAAGUGGAGAGCCGGAAGGGGGCGCUAACAACGGCCGGAGCGCGCUACUCUAUCACAACCUAUCGGAGGAUCUGCCGCAUCGCCCCAGGGCAAGAGGCGGCUUGCUGCUCAACUGCCUACGACGGCCUGGCAAUCAAGUGCGCUAUGCAGCCCAAGAUCCAGACACCUCAAACAGGAAGACGGCAUCUUCAACUUCUCCGGCACCAACCUCAUCUCGCACGGAUUGCUCUUGCGAAAUUACUUUGCCGCAGCUCUGGGGCAGCCCACAGCCUCAACUUUGAGGCCGGUGACAUGGCGACAAGGAGCCUCGAGGGCCCCAACGUCCCUAGACUGGACGACCGGGUGUUCGACUCGGCUAUGCAGGCCUUCAACGACUUGGCCGCCCGGCCUCGGAUCCAGCACGUCUGCUCGCGCGCCGAUUGCGCGCAUCUGUACACAUGCGAGGUAGAGGCGGCCGGGGCUGAGGCCCAAAAGGCCGGCACCCCCCUGAGGCCGGAGCGAACGGAGGGGCCGAGCUCCGAGCUGUCGACCUACGCUUUUGGGCGGGACAAGGUCAUCACGUUCGACGGCACAUUUUUUGCCAACUCAAGCGCGAUGCGAGACUCUGAGACGGAGGCAUCGCUGCACAGCAUCUGCGAGCCGGAUCCAAGGGCAACGAGGGUUGCUGGGGGCUUCAGUCCUCUGAGCGUAGGCGGAGUGCGGCCAUCCGACGUGCCGCUCGAAGGGAUCGACUGCCCUUGGAAGUUCCGAAACGGGCUCUCAGAGCUACGGCCGGCAAUACGGGCCCUGGCGCUUCGCUGGUGCAACUUUCGAAAGGCUCCGGCGCAAGGGAGCAAUGCGCCUUUAAAACCGGAGGAGUUCGUCAUGAUACGAGAAGGGCUUCCGGCAAACGUCGUUGCCCUGAUCGACUUCGUGACGGAGGCGGGGGCUUGUAUUGACCCGGCCACGUGUGCCGUCUGCCAGGGGGUCCCGAGGCGGCCCUGGAUGCAAGGGUUUCUCAAGGAGGGGCCGGUGGGGCCGACCGGUUGGUGCCCCACGCACUUCCAGCCGUAUGGAGCCCUCCUGCACGCGCUGCUCAUUCCGAGGUACUCCUGGGUGUUUGGGCGCAUCGUCACCCUGAAGCUGCUGAGACACGUGUUGCUGGAGGGGCCUCUCGAUGCGCAAGGGAUGGCCUUUCUCUCCAACGACGGUCCCAUGCUAGCGGCCGUCCUGCGCCUGCAUCCCAGCGCCGGCGGACAGUACGCCUUUCCGGCGGCGCUGCGGCCGCUCGUGCGCGACAUUUAUGCCACGAACCUCCUCUGCUUCGAGCCCAGCGCAAACCGGCCAGGGCCCUUGUCGCGGUCGCCUCUGGCCGCCCUCCAUGAUGCGACCGAGCACCUCUGGGCGAUCGAAGGCGAGAAGCUGAGGCUUGCGGGUCAGAUGGAGGGGGCCGCAAUGGAGUAUGCCGAGCAGCGCGGGGCGGCAUUGAAGGGGGCUGCCAACUCGCUUCUGUUCGAGCUCGAAGUUCGAGAGCCCCAGUGCUACAAAGACGGCGGCUUCCUUCGAGCGCCGUCAGCAACUUACGCGGAGCGGGUCGGCGCCGUCUCGGCCUACGCGUUCCACCCUUUGUUGUACGGCCGGCCUCGGUUCGUCGAUUGGGAAGACGAAGCGGGUCGGGGAAAGAGGGGUUCGGAGGAGCGGCUCACCCAGCACUGCAGCGCCCCGAACCCUCGGUCAUCAAAGGGGCGCGCCGGGAUGUUCAUUGCGUGCUGCCAGGACCAAGCGCCCCUGGGAUACCAUUGGCUGAAGGGCGGUGAGAGCGUCUCGGACCUGGGGACCGUGCUGCUCACACGGUUCCCUUUUAGGACGUUGCGUGGGCUCACGAUCGUGGAGGAUGCCGCUUGCAAUGCCCAGGAGUGGAUGCUGAACCGGGUGCCACAGCUGGCCAAGUUCAUGCUAUUUCUUGUCGACCGGUUCCACUCGGGCCCCGUGAGCUGCGCGCCGUCUGGCGCAAAGCGUUAUGCGACGCACACGUGUGCCCCGACGCUCUUCAUCGACUUGUUUCCACAACACAGCCACACGAUCACGACGGCCUCGGAGGGCAUCAACUCGGGCCUCAAGAGAUGCGCGGCCAGCCUCCAGCAGAUCACGAGCAUCAAGCGGCUCUUGAGCAGGUUCACGACGAUCCUCGACACGCUGUUCGAGCGCUCAAAGUACGCAUUGUAUUGGAGCAAGGCUAGUAAUCCUUUGAGAGACUCCAUUAAGAGGGGGCGCUGUUGA
This is a messenger RNA of Klebsormidium nitens, 3900 nucleotides long. NCBI's taxonomy places the organism in Eukaryota, Viridiplantae, Streptophyta, Klebsormidiophyceae, Klebsormidiales, Klebsormidiaceae. The record is from the annotation of a GenBank genome assembly.